AAAAUAUUCUUUCCACCUUCUUUUCUUUCUUUCAAGCCUUGGCCUUCGGGAGCCCCACGUGCACAAUUGCGCGUGGUGUUGUGCUUAGUAAAUAAGCACGUUCAAUCUGUGUAUUAUUACUUGUUUAUUUUAAUUUGUGAAGAUGGCGAAAUUAUGUUUAAAAAAGCCAAGCAAGCGGGUUUCUGCCAAGCGUCGUUACAAGAUAGAGAAACGUGUAAGGCAACAUAACAAGAAGAAAAGACGUGCUGAGAAGAAAAGUGGCAAGGGUAACAAGACCAACAAGAUAAUUGAAGUUCCAAACAUCUGCCCUUUUAAAGAAGAGGUUUUGAAAGAAGUGGACGAAUACAAACAAAAGGAAAAAGAGGUUCUCAAGAAGGCUUUCGAAAAUCAUCUUGCAAGGAAAGCGGAGGCAGAAGAGAAGGAUGUUGACAUGGGUGAAGAAUCUGAAAGCCUAAAUGAUCUUGUACAGAGUGCUCAAUCUAGACUUGCACAGCAUGAAAUUUGGGGAGAAGGACAGCCUUCCCGUAUUGGUUCUGAAUUUGUGCAGAAAACUGAGAACUCGUUGAAAGCGUAUUACAAAGAGUUCCGCAAAGUUGUGGAUGCUGCAGACGUUGUCCUUGAGGUUGUAGAUGCCAGAGAUCCGUUAGGAACUCGAUGUCUUCAAGUUGAAGAAGCUGUCAGAGAGGCUCGUGGCAACAAGAAAUUGGUGGUUGUUCUAAACAAAGCUGAUUUGGUACCUAAAGAAAUUUUGGUAAAAUGGCUUCAGUACCUUCGUCGCUCUGUGCCUGCAAUUGCCUUCAAAGCCUCCACUCAAAAACAGAAACAGAAGUUGGGUAGACGCAAGGUGAAGAAGAACUGGAGCCAGCAAGAAACUCAAGUUUCUGCGUGUGUUGGUGCUGAGGUCUUAAUGUCUUUGCUCAACAAUUAUUGUCGAAACAAGGACAUUAAAACUUCUAUUCAUGUUGGGAUAGUUGGUUUACCCAAUGUUGGUAAAAGCAGUAUCAUCAACAGUCUCAAGAGAAGUCGUGCCUGUAAUGUUGGAGCUAUGCCAGGUGUGACCAAAUCUGCUCAGGUGGUUGAGUUGGAUAAGAAGAUAAAGUUACUGGACAGUCCUGGUAUUGUGUUUGCUCAUACAAGUAGCAAUGAUGCUUCAUCUGUUUUGAAGAAUGCAGUACACGUUCAGUCUAUUGCUGAUCCACUUACACCUGCAACUGCUAUUCUACAACGGGCGAACAAACAACAGAUGAUGAUCUUGUAUAAUCUUCCCGAGUAUGACACACCAGAAGAAUUCUUCAUCUCAUUAGCAGAAGCAACAGGAAAAUUUAAGAAACAGGGCUUACCUGAUAUUGAAAAGGCUGCUAAACAGCUGAUUGAUGAUUGGAACAAGGGUAAAAUUAGGUAUCAUACAGUUCCUCCAGAAGCUGAAAGCACUCAUGUUAGUGCUUGUAUUGUGACAGAAGAUGCAGCUGAAUUUGAUUUAGACUCCUUCAAGCAAAUGGAAGCUGAAAAUUUGCAAGAAUUUCAGGAUAGCGCACCUAAAAGGAGAUGUGUUCAAGUUGAGCCUCUGGUCAUAGACCCUACAGAACCUGUUGUGGCCCUCAUGGAUGAUGCUGACACCCAGGAACAGAUGGAGGAAGUUAGAGGUGGUGAUGUGUUGGUUGAUGAAAAUGUGAAAGUUGUUGCUGAGAAAAGGAGGAAAAUUGAUAGAGGUGAAAGUAGGAAGUCGAGUGCAAAAGAUCAGAAAAAAGAAGAAACUCUUAUGCAGUUGGAAGGAAAUCAAAAGUUAAAUUUGCACAACAAACUUGAGGCAAAAAAACUGAAGAAAAAGCAGGCAAGAAACUCUCGUCAUGCUGCUGCAUUAGCUGGAGUGUUGGAGAACUUCUCCCUCAAUGGUGGAGAUGAUUCUUAUGACUUUGAAACAGAUUUCACCAAGUGAACCCCCAAGCUACUAUACAUUUAGCUUUUGAUUAACUGUGAUCAUAAUUAUAGGUAAUAAAUCUGUCUUGAAUGA
This is a messenger RNA of Thrips palmi, 2011 nucleotides long. It is a transcript of the gene Ns1, whose product is annotated as guanine nucleotide-binding protein-like 3 homolog. NCBI's taxonomy places the organism in Eukaryota, Metazoa, Arthropoda, Insecta, Thysanoptera, Thripidae. The record is from RefSeq and is a predicted model, not a curated record. Gene Ontology annotation, cellular component: nucleolus. The transcript has 11 exons. Bases 143 to 1936 code for a protein of 597 amino acids. Gene Ontology annotation, molecular function: GTP binding.